AUGGGGAUCCCGUUUCUCAUCUCACUUGAUCCCCACACUCUCUCACUCCCCGCUUCUGCCGCAGGCCUCUCUCUAACACAGAUCUCCUAUUUCGGCCGGGUCUUCCUGAAAUCGUGCGAUACGGAACAAGCCAUCGACUUUAUUAGGCGAUUUUCCUCGCUCCUGGAUGUCUACAUUGACACAUCGGCUAUCGAAAACGUAGGAGAUGUCGUUGAGAUCCUGGACUCAGGCGCAUCCAAGGCCUUGGUUACACCAGCUCAAUUGACUACCUUGUCAAGGGAGCAGACAGUUCCCCCAUCGAGAUUAAUUAUUUCUCUCUCGUGUGUGACGGAGGCUACAGAGUUACAAAAUUGGAUUGCGGAGAACGAUGAGCGGGAAGAAAUCAGUGUUCACUGCGUAGAUUCUCCAGAUGUCGGUGCCAUUGUAUCGGAACUGGGAGACAAAGGCAUUGUUAAUGAGGUUUACCGCUCGUAUGAGGGUGUAGCGGCCGCUAUACAGGCGACUUUGGCGUCGAGCGAGGCAGAAAAUGUUGUCACUAUUAUUCCUUCGAUCGCCCUAUCCCUUGACAAAGAUGACAUUUCCUCUGCGGCAAGGCUAUUGGUUGCACGAACUACUCCAGACGCUUCCACAGGCCUUUAUGCUACGGUAGUGACGGAUGAGAGAGGGAUUGCGUUGGGCCAGGUUUACAGCAGCGAAAGAAGUAUUUCUGAGGCGUUGAAAACCGGCACCGGUGUUUACCAGAGCCGGAAACGGGGCCUCUGGUACAAAGGCCAAUCGAGCGGGGAUACGCAGGAAUUAGUCAGAAUUGAUUUCGACUGUGAUAGCGACUGCUUGCUUUUCGUUGUAAAACAGAAAGGGAAAGGAUUCUGUCAUUUGGGAACUGCCACUUGCUUCGGCCAGUACAGAGGGCUGUCACGCCUUCAGAAGACCCUACAAGCUCGCAAGAAGGAUGCGCCUCCUGGAUCUUACACUGCUAGACUUUUCAAGGAUCCGAAGCUCGUCCAGGCAAAGAUUAUGGAGGAGGCUGAGGAGCUGUGCAAUGCUACUUCACCGGAGGAUGUAGCAUUUGAAGCAGCCGAUCUAUUGUAUUUUGCAUUGACCAAGUGCGUCGCUGCCGGUGUAACUCUAGAAGAUGUCGAGAGGAAUAUUGAUCUCAAAACCUUAAAGGUGAAACGGCGACAAGGGGAUGCCAAACAGGGCUGGGCCGAAAAGGUUGGCCUUGCAUCGCCAAAGGAGGAACAAAAGCGACCCGUUGAGCCUGCUACAGGGGUUGAUCACACUGGCAGGAUUAAAAUGCGGCGCAUUGUGACUGCAACUGCCUCCUGGGAUAUCAUAAAGGAAGCAUUGCAACGCCCAUCUCAAAAAUCAAAUGAUACGAUCGUGGCUCUUGUUAAACCUAUAAUUGAGGACAUUCAGAAGAACGGGGACGCAGCCGUCUUGAAAUAUACGCACAAAUUUGAAAAGGCUACCUCUCUCACCACUCCCGUCAUCAAGGCGCCGUUCCCAAAGGAGCUGAUGCAAAUUACUCCCGAGACUACCAAGGCCAUCGAUGUGAGUUUCGAGAACAUCCGCAAGUUCCACGCUGCACAAAUGGACGACAAGCCACUACAUGUCGAGACAAUGCCCGGUGUCAUUUGUUCACGAUUCUCUCGCCCCAUCGAGAGAGUUGGCCUCUAUGUUCCAGGUGGGACUGCGGUUCUCCCAUCAACAGCAAUGAUGCUUGGCGUUCCUGCCAUGGUAGCGGGAUGUAAGAAGAUAGUCCUCGCCUCCCCUCCACGAUCUGAUGGCAGCAUAUCGCCGGAGAUCGUAUACAUCGCGCACAAAGUAGGGGCAGAGAGCAUUGUGCUCGCAGGUGGCGCGCAGGCCAUUGCGGCCAUGGCAUACGGUACCGAGAGCAUCAGCAAGGUCGACAAAAUACUCGGUCCUGGGAACCAAUUCGUAACCGCGGCAAAGAUGUUGGUUUCAAAUGAUACUUCAGCCGGCGUCAGCAUUGACAUGCCAGCAGGGCCCAGUGAAGUCCUUGUCGUCGCUGAUAAGGACGCUAAUCCGGCCUUUGUCGCUUCCGACCUACUCAGCCAGGCAGAGCACGGUGUCGACUCUCAAGUUGUUUUAAUUGCUGUUGAUAUCAAUGAUAAACAUCUGAAAGCCAUCGAGGACGAGUUGCACGCGCAGGCCAUGGCUCUCCCACGUGUAGAUAUCGUACGUGGUGCGAUUGAUCACUCUAUCACCUUUGUCGUCAAGGAUAUAGAUGAAGCUAUUGCGUUGAGCAAUCGCUAUGCGCCUGAACAUCUUAUCUUGCAACUAAAAAAUGCAGCGGAGGUCCUUCCCCUCGUCCAAAAUGCCGGAAGUGUUUUCAUUGGCGAGUGGACACCGGAGAGCGUUGGCGAUUAUUCGGCUGGCGUCAACCACUCUCUUCCAACCUACGGCUAUGCCAAACAGUAUUCUGGUGUCAACCUCGCCUCGUUUGUCAAACACAUUACCAGCUCCAACCUCACUGCUGACGGACUACACAAUGUGGGCGAGGCGGUUAUGCAGCUGGCAUCAGUGGAGGGGUUGGAUGCCCAUCGCCGCGCUGUCAGCAUUCGCAUUGACCACAUGAAUCAUGCUAUUAUCAUUGGGCCAUUUCUUGUGAUAUCAAAACCCCAGGCCUGCAAGAGUAUUCUCAUGCAUUAUGCUGAAGAAAUGAAAGUCCAAGACCGCACAUUCAUUAUAUCAGGCGGGUCCUCCGGCCUCGGCCUGGCAACCGCUGUGGCUCUCCUCAGCCAAGGCGCCAACGUCUCGCUCCUGGACCUCAACCCACCCCCCUCGGGCAUCUCCCCUCUGCUCACAAACCCAUCCCGCACACUCUACACACGCACGAAUGUCACCAGCACCGCAAGCCUCCAACAUGCCAUUGAUUCCACCGUCUCCUGGAUCUCCAGUUAUGCUAACGCUCCCCUGGGAGGCGUCAUAUGCUGCGCGGGCAUCGGCUACGGCGAGCGCGCUCUGCCUCGACAAGAUCCCAGUAGUGGAAAAGUAAAGACAAUGUCCAUCGAAGGCUUCGAUCGGGUUAUUGCCAUCAACUUGCGUGGCACGGUGGAUCUGAUAAGACUAGCGCUGCCGCAUCUGGCAGCUGUAGAGGGAGAGGGCGGCGAUGGGGAGCGGGGGGUCAUUGUAGUUGUGUCCAGCGUAGCCGCAUAUGAGGGGCAGGUUGGGCAGUUGGCAUAUUCAGCGAGUAAGGGGGCAGUGUCUGGGAUCGUGCUGCCGUUGGCAAGGGAGGUGGGGAGGACGGCGGGGAUUAGAGUUGUUGGUGUUGCGCCGGGUGUGUUCCAGACGGGAAUGACGGUCAGGCCGAGGAAUAGUCCGCCUGGCGAAUCUGGUGCGGAAUGGUUGAGUAUCCUAUGCGGAUGGGGAGGCCAGAGGAGUUUGCAGAGUUUGUGUUGGGGUGCAUCAGGAAUGGGAUGGUAA
This is a messenger RNA of Histoplasma mississippiense, 3447 nucleotides long. RefSeq names its product histidinol dehydrogenase. Gene Ontology annotation, molecular function: NAD binding; histidinol dehydrogenase activity; phosphoribosyl-ATP diphosphatase activity. The transcript has 8 exons. The record is from RefSeq and is a predicted model, not a curated record. Gene Ontology annotation, biological process: L-histidine biosynthetic process. NCBI's taxonomy places the organism in Eukaryota, Fungi, Ascomycota, Eurotiomycetes, Onygenales, Ajellomycetaceae. Gene Ontology annotation, cellular component: cytoplasm. Bases 1 to 3447 code for a protein of 1148 amino acids.